Molecule: messenger RNA, 1539 nt
Organism: Lachnellula hyalina
Lineage: Eukaryota; Fungi; Ascomycota; Leotiomycetes; Helotiales; Lachnaceae
Product: putative transporter
Exons: 4
Coding region: 1-1539 (512 amino acids)
Biological process (GO): transmembrane transport
Cellular component (GO): membrane
Molecular function (GO): transmembrane transporter activity
Source: RefSeq, a predicted model, not a curated record
AUGUCAGCAGCACUAGACAAGAAGACUCCACAGGAAUUGGAGGUUUCAGCAGCUCCAGAGUUCGAGGCUGUGGAAGCGCUCAAGGCAGUGAAAGCUGGACAUGCAGACGAUGUUGACAUCGCCGCACGAAUUCUAGCAGACAACAUCGAUGUUGCUGGAAACGAGACCUGGAGCGUGGCGGAAGACAAGAAGCUUAUUAGGAAGGUUGACUGGAGAUUAAUUCCAAUCCUGUUUGUGUGUGCAACUCUGUCUGGUCUCGAUAAAACAGCUAUUUCGGCAGCUGCGAUCUAUAAUCUAAAAAAAGACUUGAAUCUUGUGGGGCAGCAAUAUUCUUGGGUUGGGUCGGCACCUUUCUUUGGUGGUCUGGCCUUCAUGGGACCAUCCGCAUAUUGUUUGCAGAAGUUUCCUCCUGUUCAUUACUUUGCAUUUAACGUGCUCUGCUGGGGAAUCCUUGAGAUGUGUAUGGCAGCUUGCACCAGCUUCGGCGGACUGUUCGUCUGUCGAUUCCUUCUCGGUGGCUUCGAAGCCUUGUUAAUCCCUGCUGUCACAUUGCUUAUUGCCAUGUGGUAUAAGCCCAAUGAGCAACCUGCAAGGAACGCUAUUAUUCUCAAUGUCAUUGCCCCAAUUCUGAACGGCCUGAUAGCGUGGUCUGUUGGAUAUCAUCACGGCCAUUUCCCAGCAUGGAAGAUUAUAUUUCUAACACUUGGCGCCUUCACCAUUCUCUGGUCUACUGUUGUGUUUUGGUUCUUGCCCAAUAACCCGCUGGAGGCAAAAUGGCUUUCCGAGAGAGAGAAGUACAUGCUUAUUCAACGAAAGGCAACCGACAAUACCGGCAUGGAAUCCAAGACCUUCAAGAAAGAGCAAAUCUGGGAAGCACUUAUGGAUGUCAAGACUUGGUUGAUUUGGUUCGCCAUUGUCGCACUUCAAGUCCCUAACGGAGGCCUCACUACUUUCAACACCCUUAUCAUCAAAGGCCUCGGAUUCAACAACGAAAAAACCGCACUCCUAGCCAUGCCGCCAGGAGCUAUGAGCACACUUUCCGGGAUCGGAUUAUCUUACCUCGCAGCAACUACGCGGCGCUGGAGAAGUGUCAUAGUAGCGGUCUCCAUCCUGCUUCCCCUCGUGGGCGCAAUCAUCUGCUACACGCUCCCCCGCACCAACCUCGCGGGCCAACUCGUCGGAUUAUACAUCCUGUAUACCUACUGGGCACCGUACGUAACGCUCGUGUCUAUCUACCAGGCGAACAUUGCGGGUCAUACCAAGAAGGUUUUCCUGUUUGCUUGGUUCUAUGUUGCGUGGGCCGCGGGGAAUAUUAUUGGCCCGCAGACAUUCCUGGCGUAUCAGGCACCGGCAUAUACUGGAGGGACGGUUGCUAUGAUUGUGUGCUAUUGUGUCGCGAUAUUUUGUAUACUGGGUUAUGGGGCUGUUUGUCAUGUGAGUAAUAAGAGGAGGGCUGGGGAAAUCAGUGAAAAUCGGGGAGAUAUGGAUUGGCUUGAUCUGACGGACAAGGAGAAUAUUUCUUUCAAGUACACAACUUAA